Exophiala dermatitidis NIH/UT8656 is the source of this 1677-nucleotide messenger RNA. RefSeq names its product amidase. NCBI's taxonomy places the organism in Eukaryota, Fungi, Ascomycota, Eurotiomycetes, Chaetothyriales, Herpotrichiellaceae. The coding region runs from base 1 to 1677 and encodes 558 amino acids. The record is from RefSeq and is a predicted model, not a curated record. The transcript has a single exon.
AUGCAUAUCUCAACAUUUCUGACGCUGUGCUCCCUGGCAGCCACAUCAUAUACACAGCAGGCGCCGAUAGACAUUCGCGAAGCCACCAUCUCGAGUCUCCAUGGCUCGCUCUACUCCGGGCUAACGACAUGCCGGGACAUUGCGAGCGCGUUCAUCACGCGCAUCGAGCACUUCAACCCGAGCAUCAAUGCCGUCAUCACGCUCAACCCGGACGCCCUGGACAUUGCCGACAGCCUAGAUGAAGCUCUCUCCCGCGGCAACGCCACAGGUUCAUUAUUCUGCAUCCCCGUUCUUCUCAAGGACAACUUCGACGCGGUGCCAAUGCCCACGACUGGUGGAUGUUUGAGCUUGAACGCGUCCACCCCAGCGCAGGACAGUCCGUCGGUGACAGCUCUGCGGCGUGCUGGGGCAGUGAUCCUGGGGAAAGUGAACCUCCAAGAGCUGGCACUUGAGGGGCUCUCCGUAUCCAGCCUUGGCGGACAGACAUUGAACCCUUACGACUUCUCACGCACUCCCGGCGGCAGUUCCGGGGGAACUGGAGCGGCAAUCGCAGCAUCCUUUGCCGUCUUCGGCACGGGCACCGACACUGUGAAUUCGCUGCGCAGCCCUGCAAGCGCCAACAGUCUAUUCAGCUUCCGGCCGACACGAGGACUGAUCUCUCGAGCAGGCGUUAUUCCCAUCUCAUACACCCAAGACACUGUUGGGGCGAUUGGCCGAUGUUUACGGGACAUAGCAACUGCACUGACAGUCAUGUCGAGCGUUGGCUACGAUGCCAACGACAACGCCACUGCUGCCAUCCCGCCCUCGGUCGUCGGAACGGACUACACGUCCUUUCUCACCCACGAGGAGGCCGGAAUACUCCCCAGUCUCCAAGGCAAGCGCUUCGGCGUGAUCGAGGGGUUCUUCGACCGCACUAGCAACAACAACGAGACAAAUCCAGUCAAUCAAGCCAUGGACGCCGUGAUAACCUUGCUCCGCAGCCACGGCGCGACCAUUGUCAACAUCACCAAUCAAAUCUACAAUGCCACCGCAAUCAGCACAGCAAUGGACGUUCAACAAUUGGAAUACCGUGAACAGCUCACCGCGUAUCUUUCCUCUCCCGACCACCUGAGGGGUGAGCCUCGUCCGAAAUCCAUGCCUGAACUGUAUCAGCGAGGUAGCAGGGACUUCCUCGUCAUCCCAGCCCAAUACUCAUAUAUCCAAACAGCACUCCACUCAUCCACCUCCAACAGCAGUUAUUUUCAGAAACAAACCCUAAUCGCGAACCUAACCCGCUCGCUGCACGACACCAUUGUUUCCAACAACCUCGACUGCCUCAUCUAUCCAGAACAAAAGAAUCUCGUGGUCCCCGUGGGUUCGGUAUCACAAUACGGCCGCAACGGGAUCCUGGCCGCCGUGACAGGUAGUCCUGUCGUCGUUAUCCCCAUUGGCUUCUCGCCGCCAACGGCCUCUGCCCCAAUCGGGGUCCCUAUCGGCAUGGAGAUUCUAGGAUUACCAUGGACAGAAGGCCAAUUGCUUCGUUUAGCUCAGGCCAUCGAUGGCCGCUUGCAUGCACGCAGGCCGCCUGUCACUAAUGGAUUGAAUGAAUCCGUUGAAUUCACUGGUGUCUACGAUGCUGUCCCAAGUAUAAUUCCGCUGAAGAACAUUUCUCCUGUUUACCCGUUGGGUGUGUAUUAG